Molecule: messenger RNA, 758 nt
Organism: Penaeus vannamei (Pacific white shrimp)
Lineage: Eukaryota; Metazoa; Arthropoda; Malacostraca; Decapoda; Penaeidae
Molecular function (GO): polyamine oxidase activity
Source: RefSeq, a predicted model, not a curated record
GCGUUCGUCUAGGUAUCCCUGAAGCUACAUAAGACGGGGACGGACUCGUCGACCUUAGUUCUCAAGGAGUCCCUCGUCGUCAAGAUCUUCUGAGGAUGCUUUUCCCGGCUUGGAUCUACGUCGCUGCGGUUGUCUUGGGCGUCCUCUGCGAAGGGGUUCCUCGGAUGCAAGGAGGAUCAGCGGAUCACUACAGCCCGUGGAUCAAGCAGACCCCGCGGCAGGAGACUCACCCCUGCGACGGUCUGCGGGACGAGAGAGAGGCAUGGUACGCCCAGGCUAGGCGCGUGGGCGUCGUGAUCGUGGGCGGAGGUCUGGCCGGCCUGGCUGCAGCCAAGACCCUCUCGGACUACGGCUACAACGACUACGUUCUCCUGGAGGCGCAGGAUCACCUGGGGGGCCGCGUGCGCACCUUCAGGGAAGGCUCCAUCAGGGUCGAGGAGGGCGCCGAGUGGAUUCACGGAGGCUGGCGGAACCCUGUGUACCGCAUCGCACGGGAGAUCGGGGCCGCGGAUCCUCUUCUGCCGGACGACCACUUUGAGUGGCGCAUAGUGACCCAGGAUGGCGCUCCGGUCAACGAAUCCUACGGCGACGUUUUAGAGGAAAUGAGGGACAUCUGCGAGAGGUCAGAUCUUGGCCUCCUGCCCUACUAUGACCUCCCUUACGGCCUGUGUUGUCUGCAUAGAUUUCACCAGAAGUAUGAGCCGAUGAAGACGCUGGCCUCAGGAGAGGCUUACUCCAUCACAUGGAACAGGUACUGA